AUGAAGUUUACUAUCAUCGCUGCUCUCGCAGGAGUCCACGCCGCCGACUCUGCAUCUACAACAAUCACCUGCAGCUCCUGUCCCUCGGCCGUAACGACCCCUGAUAUCGUCACACGAUCCGCUCUCCCUACUAUAUCUUGCACUGAGAAGCCUUUGGCAGUUUUAUCAAUGGCCAAGGGAGGCAGUGGAGCUGCUGCACCUACUGGCUCGGGUGCCGCUUCUACCCCUACAGCCCAAGUCCCCGUGUCUGGAGCUAGUAUCAACAAGAAGGGCAGUGUUGGUGGAAUGGCUGCGGCGGCUGUAAUGGUGGCUGCAUAUAUGCUUUAG
Molecule: messenger RNA, 327 nt
Organism: Fusarium fujikuroi IMI 58289
Lineage: Eukaryota; Fungi; Ascomycota; Sordariomycetes; Hypocreales; Nectriaceae
Exons: 2
Coding region: 1-327 (108 amino acids)
Source: RefSeq, a predicted model, not a curated record